Molecule: messenger RNA, 312 nt
Organism: Carlito syrichta (Philippine tarsier)
Lineage: Eukaryota; Metazoa; Chordata; Mammalia; Primates; Tarsiidae
Product: interleukin-27 subunit beta-like
Exons: 2
Molecular function (GO): protein binding
Source: RefSeq, a predicted model, not a curated record
GGCCCCCAGCGGCGCCCGCCCUGCCCAGGGUGCGAUGCCGGGCCCCUCGGUACCCGGUUGCCGUGGACUGCUCCUGGACCCUGCCGUCUGCCCUGAGCACCACCAGGCCCGUGGCUUUCAUUGCCACGUACAGGCUCGGCAUGGCCGCCCACGAGGAGAGCCGGCCCUGCCUCCAGCCCACGCCGGAGGCCACCAGCUGCUCCAUCGAGGACAUCCGGAUGUUCUCCCUGGCGCCCUACGUGCUCAACGUCACGGCCGUCCACCCCUGGGGCGCCAGCAGCAGCUUCCUGCCCUUCAAGGCGGAGAACAUCA